Molecule: messenger RNA, 1533 nt
Organism: Lodderomyces elongisporus
Lineage: Eukaryota; Fungi; Ascomycota; Pichiomycetes; Serinales; Debaryomycetaceae
Exons: 1
Coding region: 1-1533 (510 amino acids)
Biological process (GO): maturation of SSU-rRNA
Cellular component (GO): cytoplasm
Source: RefSeq, a predicted model, not a curated record
AUGUCAUCAUCUAAGUCAAACUACAUUCACGACAGCAACAAUAGCAGCAGCAACAGCAACAACGACGACGAAUACUUUUCUUCUGACGAUGAAAGCAUCUACGAUGGAGGUUCAAACUCCAAGGUAGUAUUGGGGUUUGUUGAUGCUCCGAUUACCGCCGAUGAUCAGCCAAGUAUAGAGGACACAUUUAUUGGCGGCCAACCCGUAUGGCUUCAUCCUGAUUCUAAACCUGAUGAGCAAUAUCUUAUAUGUAAUCACUGCAAUAAGAAAAUGGCACUUUUGUCACAAGCGUUUGCACCAAUAGACGGGAUCUUGUAUGAUCGUGUAUUGUACAUUUUUGGAUGUAAGAAUCCUGGUUGUUCACGACAAAAGGGCAGUGUCAAGGUGAUUAGAGGAAUCGAUAAAAGUGCAGAGACUGUAUCUAGGAUCAAGUCAGAGUUGGAGGAUGCUAAAGCAAAGGAAUUGGACGAGAAAUUGAAAUUGGACAAUAAAAAACAGUUGAAUCAAGAGUUGAUGAAGGAUUUGUUUAAGAAACCAGAUGCUGAGAGUAGCCAAGGUGGUGGGACAAAUCCAUUUGGUGCUCAAAAUCCUUUUGCCAAGUCUGGGGACAAGGAUAGUAACCCAUUUGGAUCCAACCCAUUUGCAAAGCCAGAAGAGAAUAAAUCAAAUGAUUUACAGUCAAUGACGACGCAGCAGAAGAAACAGGAAGCUGCUAUGGAGAAAGUUACAAAGCCCGUGUCUAAGUCGAAGCCAACAAAAGAGAAUGAGCAACCAAAGGAAUCGCAAUCAUUUGCUGAGGUUGUUGCGCAAAAUGCUCCAAAGCAAGUUGAAACAAAAGUCAAGACGUUAGAAGGUGACCUUCCAGAAUACAUUGGUAAUUUUGUGUUUGUUGAGCCUGAAAAGUUCAAAAAGGACAAGACGUCGGAUGCCGAACUUGCAAAGUACAAGCAUCUUAUUGAGAAGAAUAACAGUGAGGGCAAUGGUGGCAGUGGUGCUGGUGGUGACGAUGACGAUGGUAUUUUUGGAUUGGGUGGUGGCUCGUCAAGUAGACGAGGUUCGCAAUCAUCGGCUGUAUUGGAUCCCCAAACACAAGGUAUUUCCAAUAUGUUGGAUGACAAAUACUUUGAGAAUUUCUCAAGUACAGUUAAGCACAAUCCAGGCCAGGUUUUGCGUUAUGAUCUUCACGGUAGACCAUUGCUUUAUAAUGGGAAAGAUGAUGUUGCGAAGAGGUUUUUGGUCAACCCCCCUAAUAUUCCAAGACCGGGGUACAAUCCUUCUAGUGAGCGAAGGUUUGAGUUGCAAUUGAUGCCAAAAGCAAUCAUGGACCUUGAAGGGUUAGAUAUUGAUGGAGAUGAGAAAGAGGGAAGAGGCAAUAGUAAAGUGGAUAUUAAGGAUAUUCUUAAUGGUAUGAGUUGGGGUACGAUUAUUGUGUGCACUGAUGUUGAAGAUUAUAUUCCUGAUGAUAGAUUCGAUGAAAAUGGGGUUGCAUAUAUAGAGGAAUGGUGUGGAGUGCAAUGGGAAGAGAGUGUAUAA